Molecule: messenger RNA, 1362 nt
Organism: Manihot esculenta (cassava)
Lineage: Eukaryota; Viridiplantae; Streptophyta; Magnoliopsida; Malpighiales; Euphorbiaceae
Product: transcription factor MYB1R1
Exons: 3
Coding region: 170-1135 (321 amino acids)
Biological process (GO): response to ethylene; response to auxin; response to gibberellin
Molecular function (GO): DNA binding
Source: RefSeq, a predicted model, not a curated record
UCGCUUUCCAACUCCAUCAAUUUUUCCUUUUAAUUUUAUUUCCUUUAUUAUUUUUCCUCAUCAUUCUUUACAAUUGUACGGCCACUUGCAGAUUCCUCCGCGUUCAUCCAUCUCAAAAACCGACGAUCAUCCAUCGAAGGAAUCACGAGUCUUCGUUAAUUUUUGAGAUAUGGCAGGCACGUGCACCACUGGCGGCGGCGCUGCUGGUGGAGGAGCCGGAGAGAUCAUGCUGUUUGGCGUCAGAGUGGUGGUUGAUUCCAUGAGGAAAAGCGUCAGUUUGAACAACUUGUCGCAGUAUGAGCAGCCUCAAGAGCUGAACAAAUCCAACAGUAAUAAAGAUGGAAGCAAUAAUAAUAACAAUAACAGCAGCAGCAGCAAGGAGGAUGUGGCUGCUGCUGCUGCAGCUGCAGCAGCCGCUGGUUAUGCGUCUGCAGACGACGCCGUGCCUCACUCAUCUAGUAGUCGUGGCGAGCGCAAGCGAGGGGUUCCAUGGACAGAGGAGGAGCACAAGUUGUUCCUUUUAGGAUUGCAGAAAGUAGGGAAAGGAGAUUGGAGGGGAAUCUCUCGCAAUUUUGUUAAGACUCGAACUCCAACGCAGGUCGCAAGCCACGCUCAGAAGUAUUUUCUUCGCCGAAGCAAUCUCAAUCGUCGCCGACGCCGAUCUAGCCUCUUUGAUAUCACUACUGAUACGUUCUCGGCAUUUCCAAUGGAGGAAGAUCAAGCUCAUUGCCAAGACAACAAGAACAAGGCACCUGAAUUGCAUCCAUUGCCGCCCCCGCUACCUGAAAUCAACAAUAUUAGCAAUUUCCAUAUGAUGCCGGCGUUCCCUAUGGCCGUCAAUCCUGUUGUAUUGCCUGUCCCAAUUGAGUCUCCGGUGGAAAACUUGUCGUGGGGACAUGGCAAUCCGGCCACUAACCCCUCGGUAGAUAUUAUCCGACCAAUACCCGUCCUCCUAACCCCUCAUGCUUCUGGAACAUCUGAUUUUAACUUAAAUUUGGAGUCAUCUUUGGACCUGCCUCCAUUGUCACUCAAGCUGUCUUUGCCCUCUGGUCAGAAGGAAUCGUCACCAAAGCAUUCAGCGUUGCAGGUGAUGUCGAGCUUCAACAAUGGAGAUAGCAUCAUCAGCGUUGCUUGACGUAAUAUGGUCGGAAAGGCGGAGGCGGGUGCAUAAUUAGAUGGUAUGAAUUAGAGCAGAUAAAAGUAAAUUAGAUGAGUGGAAAAUUAAUCCUUUCUUUCAUGUACAGACCAGAGACGAUAUUGUCAUGUCAUUUCUUGUUGGUUUAUGCUAUUAAGUUAGGUUUUGUUCGUUUGUUUGUAAUUUGAUACGACUGAAAGAAAUAAGCCCAAGUACUCUGUUCAUUA